Neomonachus schauinslandi (Hawaiian monk seal) is the source of this 2608-nucleotide messenger RNA. RefSeq names its product RUN and FYVE domain containing 4 (gene RUFY4). The transcript has 12 exons. Bases 201 to 1892 code for a protein of 563 amino acids. The record is from RefSeq and is a predicted model, not a curated record. NCBI's taxonomy places the organism in Eukaryota, Metazoa, Chordata, Mammalia, Carnivora, Phocidae. Gene Ontology annotation, biological process: positive regulation of macroautophagy.
GCACCCUGGGGAAGGCUGUGCAGGACCCACAGUGACAAGUGACAGGCUCAGGCUGCAGUGCCCGGCUCUCCAGGCCUUCCCAGAUCACAUUCCUGCCCUGGGCUCUGAUUCUUCCUUCGGAUAAGGAGCCAUCCAGGAAGGGGCUCCUUCCUGGGUUGACCUUCCAGAGCCACGAGGAAUCACAUCAUUUUGAAAUACUCAUGGCAGAGGAGGGGGUCAUCCUCACCAGGAACUUGAAAGCUGCUGUCUCAGCCAUCCUCCACGGCUAUGGGGGCCGGCAGCAGCCGGUGACAGAUGCCAGUGCUGAGCUACACAGACUCUGUGGCUGCCUGGAGCUGCUCCUGCAGUUUGACCAGAAAGAGCAGAAGAGCUUCCUGAGGCCUCGGAAGGAUUACUGGGACUUCCUUGGCGCCACCCUGUGGCGGCAGCGGGCUAGCACGGAGCUGGCCCGCUUCGUCCACGCACAGGACAAGUUGAGGACUCCUCUGGCAAAAGGCCGCGCCUUCAUCCGCUUCUGCCUAGCCCACGGACAGCUGGCCGAGUCCCUGCAGCUCUGCCUCCUGAACCCAGAGCUCACCAGGAAAUGGUAUGGCCCCCGGAGCCCUCUGGUGUGCCCCGAACUCCAGGAAGACCUCCUGGACUCUCUCUACACUCUCAAUGGGGUGGCCUUCGACCUGGACCUGCAGUGGCCAAACCUAGAUGAAGCCUGGCCCAUGUUCUCAGAGUCCCAUUACUCCAGUGCCAGUCGGACCCAGGGAAGAAGACCCAGAAAGACCAAAGAUGCCCCAAAGCAGAUCUCAGCCCCACAUGGAGACCCCUCAGAAUUCCAGCCAGAGGAACCGCACACUAGCCAAGCCGGCUAUCUGCAAGAUGCGCCCAGGGAAGACGGGUUAGCUGGACUCCCCAGGUCCCAGCAACACAGGCAUCCUCGUCCCUUUGUGGAAAAGAAGAGAGAAGAUCCCAGGAGGCUCAGGCCCCCCCAGAGCAUGUGGGAACCAGAGGGGGAGGAGGUUCAGCAAGCCCAGGAGAAGGGAGCCCCAAGAACUGGGAUCUGCCUGGAGAACUCAACACCCAGCAUCCGGAGACAGGGGGAGUGGGCCGACGGAGCUCCAAAGGAGGUGAUAGGGACAGAGGCUGAGGGCAGAGGGGUUCUGCCGGGUGCAGAGGAGACUCACAAAGGGGGAGCAGAGUGGGGUCAUGUCCACAGGCUGCCGGCCUCCAGCCCCACAGGGACAAUAGAGGACACGAUGUCAGGAAGCCCGCAGGAGUGGGAGGUGCCUAGCAUUCGGGGAGAGCCCCGCGUCCUACGGGACCUGGGAACAAAGGAAGACUCCACCUCAGAGAGACCACAAGAGGAAAGAGGAGUGACCAGGGUGACCAGGAGGAAGGAGCCGGCAGAGGUGGCCUUGCAGGAUGUGGUCAAGAGCCUGAGACAUGAGCUCCAGAAGACCAAGGAGCAGGCCCAGUACCAGGAGCAGCUGCUGAAGGAGCAGGAAGGGGAGCUGAAGACACUGCAGGAGCAGCUCAGCAGGUGUCAGGAAGAGAGGGCCCGGCUGCAGACGGAGCUGGAGCAGAAGCUGCAGGAGGCUGAGAGGAGGAACACCAUGUAUGAGGAGGAGCUUGGAGGGCAGCGGGACCUGGUCCGGGCCAUGAAGAUGAGGGUGCUGGAGCUGAUUCAAGAGAAGGACGACCUGUGGCAGAAAGCCCAGCAUCUGUCUUCCACGGCCCCCGGAUGCUGUGUGGACUGCAGCAAGAUCUUUGGCCGGCUGUCUCGGCGGUACCCGUGCAGGCUCUGCGGAGGCCAGGUUUGCCAUGCCUGCUCUGUGGAUUACAAGAAGAGAGAGGGCCACUGCCAACCCUGCUCCCAGAAGGGCGAAGCUCAAUUCAACUGACAGGAUCACCCGGACGGGCCACCCACCCUCCUCCCUCAAUCAGCUCCCUCCCCUCGCCCUUCCCACCUCUCUGGUCUGACCAGUCCUGCCUUCUAGAAGUUGAUGAUCUAAGGCGGACAGCACUUGUGUGCACAUCCUGCAUGCAGCGUGGAGAGCGGGAGGAACCGGCUGGAGCCCUACAGCCCUCACCCAUGAGCGGGGCGGCUUGAGAAAGCUCACAGCUGUCCGUCUGGGCUUCUUCUGUCCGUGAGGGUGCCAGGCACCAUCCUCCCUAAAGGCCCUCCACGCUCAGCACAUCCUGGGCCGAGAAGAAGACGCAGGGGCCCUGACAUUUCUCCGCACCCCCACCUCACCCAGCCCACCCUUCACCACACUCAGGGAGCAUCCUAUCUGGAGUCGGCUGUGAAGGUCUGCUUUUGCUGUGUUUCAUUUUUAACAGCUUUCUUGAGGUCUUGACAUUUAACACACUUCACAUAAAUUGUACAACUGGAUGAGUUUUGACUUUAAUAUACACCCAUGAAACCAUCACCAUGUUCACAAUAAUGAACACAUCCAUCAUCCCCAGAGUUUUUCUUCAUGCCCUUUGUAAUCUCUCCCUUGCCCUCCCCCUCCCAAGGCAACCACUUAUCUGCUCUCUACCACUAGACCCGAGCUUUCCAGAAUUUUAUAUAAACGGAAUCAUCUGGUAUGCACUCUGUAUUGUCUGCCUUCUUUCA